UCGGACUCCAAUUGGCUCGUUCCAUUUCCGUCUAACCGGAGCUUUCUUCCUCAUUUUCACUACGAGCGAUUGACCGACUGUUCGAACAUGCAGCAGGGCGGAGGAUCUGAAUCGGAGGUCACAUGGGAGGACCAACAGAAUAUUAAUAAAUUUAGUAGGUUGAACAAUCGGUUCCAUGAGCUUGAGGAUGAGAUUAGAACAGCGAAGGAAACAAAUGAUAAUCUAGAGGAUGCAAGUAAUGAGCUGAUUCUCAGUGAUGAAGAUGUGAUUCGUUUUCAUAUUGGGGAAGUUUUUGCUCAUGUACCAAGGGAAGAAGUAGAAGGCAGGUUGGAAGAAAUGAAAGAGGAGAAUGUUAAGAACUUGGAGAAACUCGAGGAAGAAAAGGAUUCUAUUGUGGCCCAGAUGGCUGAGUUGAAGAGAAUUCUGUAUGGAAAGUUCAAAGACUCAAUCAAUCUAGAGGAUGAUUAAUACAGAUAAGUUUUCUGAAGCUGUUUUGAUUCUAUGUUUUUUGGAUCUCGAUGGCAUAUUCUCUCGUGUGGUCGUAGUCUUGGAAUCCUCUGGAAUUUGAUUUGUUUUUUUUGUAGUUGCAUGCUUGUCUCUAUAACAAACAUGAAUAUCCUGUGUUCCUUUACUAGUAAACUAAAUGGAUGGAUUCACUAACUAGUUGCUUAA
Messenger RNA from Cucurbita maxima (winter squash), 672 nucleotides. RefSeq names its product probable prefoldin subunit 4. Bases 88 to 468 code for a protein of 126 amino acids. Gene Ontology annotation, biological process: protein folding. The record is from RefSeq and is a predicted model, not a curated record. Gene Ontology annotation, cellular component: cytoplasm; prefoldin complex. Lineage: Eukaryota; Viridiplantae; Streptophyta; Magnoliopsida; Cucurbitales; Cucurbitaceae. The transcript has 3 exons.